AUGAGCAGCAGAAACGCCACACGCAGCAGCGCAGACGAAGAAACGCCGCUUCUCGGCCGAAAUGGCUCCACCGGCGGAAAGUCGGAUAACAUGGGGACUGUGCAGCGGUUCAAACGGCACAUGAACUGCGAUGUCACCAAGAACUGGGCAGACCUUGUUUUGUUGUUUUGCUACAUUAUUACGGGCCUACUGGAUAGCUCGGCUGUCUUCAUAUGGGGCUCUUUCGUGAGCAUGCAGACGGGUAAUACCGUCUAUCUUGGACUGGGUGUUGUUGCACCAUCUGAGGGCAUUCGUUGGAUCAAGGCCCUAACGUCCAUUACUGCAUUCUGUGCGGGCUCGUUUUGUUUCGCGCGCUUUCAUCGUUACUUCUCGCCUGCCAAGAGAUGGGUGCUCAUUGUUUCAUAUUCUUUCCAGAUGCUGCUUAUCGCCGUAGCGGCAUUGAUCGCGACGGUCGGAAAGGAUACCAAGGAAGGCCUUCAUUGGCAGAUGCUUGUCCCACUUGCUUCGGUUGCUUUCCAGUCCAGUGGACAAGCGGUUACGUCGCGCGCCUUGAAGUACAAUGGUCUCACUAGUGUUGUGCUCACCAGUAACUAUUGCGAUCUGUUUUCCGAUCCGCAGUUGUUCAAGCUGUCGAACGUGGAGCGUAACAGGAGAAUUGGUGCACCAGCGAUGCUGCUUCUGGGAGCUUGCAUUGGUGGUCUAUAUGCCCACAGUAGUGUAGGCCUUGCAGGUGCCUUGUGGACUGCUUGUGGGUUGAAACUGCUUGCAGUUUUUGCCUGGGUUUUUUGGCCGUCGGAAAUUUUGGAGGAGUAA
Molecule: messenger RNA, 813 nt
Organism: Alternaria postmessia
Lineage: Eukaryota; Fungi; Ascomycota; Dothideomycetes; Pleosporales; Pleosporaceae
Exons: 2
Coding region: 1-813 (270 amino acids)
Source: RefSeq, a predicted model, not a curated record